AGGUACGUGCAUAUUUCUUCCUCUCGGUAGCGCUAAAAUCCCCAAUACAUCUAGGGUUUUAGCCCCUCUCUCCGUCGACCAAGACUCUAAUCUACAGUACACUACACACAGAAUCAAAUAGAAGCAACGAUGUUCCCAGGCAUGUUUAUGCGCAAACCAGAUAAGGCGGCGGCCUUGAAGCAGUUGAAGGUCCACGUAGCUAUGUUUGGAGUGUGGGUAGCUGUGGUUCGUGUCACUCCUUACAUUCUGCAUUACCUCUCUGAUGAAAAAGAAGAGCUCAAGAUUGAGUUCUAGAGGCCACCUCUCAUUCUUUUCAGUGGAUUGACAAGGAGAAAACUGGAGAAUGAAAAGAAUUUGCAAGUUCCAGGUUCCUUUUUCGCUUUAGUAUGAAGCUGAUGUGUAAUCACAUUAGGUUGUUUAUGUACUUGCUUUGGUCAUGCUUGUUAGUCUUUUCAUUGAAAUGAAACUAGUCAUAUCUAGUUAAAUAUGCAUUUUACUGGUUCUGUUGGUAUUUGGAUUUUGAGAGUGAUAGCACUGGAUAUUGCAGUGAUGUCCAGAUUUUCACAUGCUGAGGUCUAACAGCCUAAGAUCAACACUUUUCUGAAUAUAUGGCUAUCUUUUUGUUGGAAUGAAAGUAUUCUUCAUGUGUAUUUUAUGAUCUACAACACUAAACUUUUUGGGAUUUGUGGUUGCCUCUACUAACAAUCUCAUUUCUAAGGAGAGAACUCAAACUUGACUUCUGUCCCUAGAGUGUUGUGUCUUACCAUUACAGUUUAUUUUCAGAUACUUAAAAAGUUGCAUGCACUUAAAAAGAGCCUCCAAAAAUGGUCUUACCAUUAUGCCUAUGCUAGAGUCUAAGCCCAUAGACUAGCUUGAAAUAUGAGAGCUUUGGACAGUCGUAUGAGACUAGAAAAAUGAAGUUGGACAAAAAAAAUUAAGUCCGUUUAAAAUAUGAGCUCAUCUUAAGCUCUAACACUCAAAGCUUAAGCUCGGCAUAUUUCGUUUUCUACUUUAUAAUAUAUAUUAUGUAAUUCAUAUAAAAUAAAAUAUAUAAGGCUACGAUGCAAAUUUUUAUAAAUAUGAGUGAGCUUAAAAUGAGUUUGAAUUAGUUAUUUAUAGAAAUAUAAAUGGAUUUUUAGAUAAAAUUUGAGGUUUAUAUUUUAAAUGAAAUUAGAUUUGAAUAAGCAUAAAAGUAUUAAUAUUAUACAUGGGCCAUAUUCACAAGCAGGAAUACAUUAUUUUAGGAUAUGAAGGUUUAAAUCAUAAAAUGUUUUAUCUAUUUUUCUUAAAUUGUUAAUUAGAGCUUUAUUAUUAUUAUUAUUAUUAUAAGUGGCUUGGUUAUCCAAUUUAUCUCAAAAGUUAACCAUUGUUAUUUUUUAAUCAAUUUUAACUAAAAGAUAAAAAAAAUUUAAAUAUUGUUUCACAUUUCUAAAGUUCUCAUACAAGAACUUUGAUAGGAAAAUUUAAGAAUAUGUCAAAAAUAUAUUCAAAUCCAAUUUCCGACUACAAAACUUAGGGGUAAAAUAUAAAAAAAAGUCAUUUUUUUUUAAAUUUAUCGAAAUGGGCCUGGUAUUUUAUUAUUUAUCGGAAUGGGCCCUUUUUCCUUAAAUCACGUCCACGUCAGCGCGAAGUCAGGGAAUGUGUCAAUAAAUUGCGUCCACGUCAGUGCACUUUGCUGACUGUGGACACAAAUAGCUUUAUUUCCCAAUUUAAAAUUUAAUAAAAAUAUUUUAAAUUUAAUAUAAAAUUAUUUUUUACAACUUUUUAAUUUUCGAACAAUAGAUGGGGUCAGUCCAAUCCGACCCUAGGUUUAAAAAACUAAACCCAAGUCCAUGAACACCUGAGGCACCACAUUUCUUCCUCUUUGUAGCACUAAAACCCCAACAAUAUCUAGGGUUUUAGCCUCCCUCUCCAUUGACGCAGACUCCAAUCUACAGCGCACACAAAAAUCAAAGAGAAGCAACGAUGUUCCCAGGCAUGUUUAUGCGCAAACCAGACAAGGCGGCAGCCUUGAAGCAGUUGAAGGCACACGUAGCCAUGUUUGGGGUGUGGGUAGCUGUUGUUCGCGUUACUCCUUACAUUCUUCAUUACCUCUCUGAUGAAAAAGAAGAGCUCAAGAUUGAGUUCUAGAGGCCAUCUCUCAUUCUUUUUCAGUUGAUCGACAAGAAGAGAAAGGAAUUGGAACGAAAAGAGUUUGCAAGUUCCAGGUUCCUUUUCUGCUUUAGUAUGAAGUCGAUGCGUAAUCAUAUUAGGUUGUUUAUGUGCUUGCUUGUUAGUCCCUUUAUUGGAAUAAAACUAGUCAUGUAAUUGAAUAUGCAUUCUUCUGGUUAUAUGUUGGAAUUUGGAUUUGGAGAGUUAUAUCACUGGUUCUUUCGGGUUCAUUGAACACAUUCUCUGAAUACAAGGCUAUUUUUUUUGUUGGAA
Molecule: messenger RNA, 2424 nt
Organism: Gossypium raimondii (Peruvian cotton)
Lineage: Eukaryota; Viridiplantae; Streptophyta; Magnoliopsida; Malvales; Malvaceae
Product: mitochondrial import receptor subunit TOM6 homolog
Exons: 3
Coding region: 130-294 (54 amino acids)
Cellular component (GO): mitochondrial outer membrane translocase complex
Source: RefSeq, a predicted model, not a curated record